AUUAUUCCCUCCCCUUCCAAAGCGGAACUGUUUAUCUAAAGCCUCUCGAACCUCGGGGCGUCGAGGUUUACUGCUGGAACAAAAAUGGACCAAGUUCACCGAGGUUCUAGACGACCCCUAGUUGAAAGUUUAAAGUUCAUUUCAAGGACCAGCAGGACGGACAGCAGAACGUUCCUCCGUUUCUCUGCCGCUCAAGUCGGAUUCCUCUCUGUCGUCGUCUGUGUCUUGCGCUUCUCUCCAGUGUCGGCAGACGUUGCGCCGAAGACGGUAGUGGCGAACGAGAAUGAAACGGUCACCCUGCCCUGCCGAACCAAGCAAACCAGCGACCUCCUCACUGUGGAGUGGUCCAAGGCUAAGAUGACCCCCAACAUCACCCUCCUGUACCGCCAUGGCUUGGAGACCGUGGAGGAGAAGAACUCGGCCUUCCUCAAUAGGACCAGCCUCAUUCUGGAGGAAGUGAAGCUGGGCAACAUCUCUCAGGUCAUCUCCAAGCUGAGGCUGUCUGACGGGGGCCGAUAUCUGUGCAGGACCAUGGUGGGGAAGCAGCGGCAGGUUGAAGCAGUGCUGGACCUCAUUGUGGGUGCUGCGUCUGAGCCGAAGCUCGCCUUUGUUCGCUCUGGUGCCAACGGGGGAUUGACACUGGAGUGUAGCGCCGAACACUGGUUCCCAGAGCCGGAGAUUACGUUCUACGACGAGAAAGACAAUGGGAUUGAAGCCGAACACCCACGGACCGUUCCGGACUCAGCUGGAGGUUAUAAUGUUAAAAGGAGAGCGUCUUUGCAGAUCGUCACCAACAGAGUGACCUGCCGUGUUCACCAGCCGCUGUUGAAGAAGACAAGAUAUGCACAUAUUGAUAUCCCAGACGACUGCAUGAAAACCUGCACCGGCAGCAUGGUGUGGAGUGUCCUGGGACCCGCAUCUGUACUUGCAUUGUGUGCGGUCACUUAUUUUCUGUGGAAGAAAUGUAGAUGCUUUGAUUGCAGGCAGAAAUCAACUCAACCACCACAGCUGCCCAGUCCCAGUAAGGAAAAUGCCAUCAACACCCAGUUACAAGGAGAAAUCGAACGGCUAAAAGCAGAAAUCAAAGAGCUGAAGUCACACAUUUCUAAAAAAGAUGAGAUCAUCUCCACACAAAAAGCAGAACUAGAAGAACUUAGAUCCAAAUACAGUGCCGCUCGACAGCAAAACCAACCAACAUCUAACUCCUCAUCCUCACUUAAUGCCUCUCACCAAGUUACCCCAACCCUUGACCAUAGCAACACACCACCAGCUGCCACAUUGGCAAACCACAAUCCAAAAUCUGGCAACGUGUCCAAGGCGAAAGACCCCAAACCGGCUGGUUCAGGACAGGCCCAGCUCUCUGCUGCUCCUAAAAAGAACAGGCCCAAAAGCUCUCCUGGUGUUUUAACAAACAACAGUUCUACCUCUUCCAGUUCUUCCUCAGCUUCCACUUCGAAGGAAAACAAAAUUACCCGCGCUGGGAGUUUUUCCGGUUCUCGUCCUGGUGUUGUCAGGUCUCCCCGUAUGUACAUUAACCCCUUCAGCGUUCUGGACGGUCUGACUGAAGAGUCAGAGUCUCUGAUCCAUUAGCGUGGGAUACUGAGACAAAUUAUCAUAAUGCUUGGUGCAGAUAUAGCAUUAAAGCAUCUGAUGACUGGACACACAUAAAGGUCACCAUAUAAAAAAUGGGACAGGCCAGUUCUAAAAUGGCACUUCAAGGUUUUCUUUCUUUCUAAUUAGGGUUUUCUGAAGUUACUUAUCUAGUCGGGAUCUUCAAUUAUUUCAGAUACCAGAACAGACAUCAGGAACUCUUUUUAAAAAAACACAUCUGGUCAGUAUAGCUCUAAGAACAAAGUAGAAUUUGCCAACUUUUAAAACUCAUUGUUUUCUCCUCUUUGUUUGUCUUUUUACUUAUUUUUUUAUGACGAUGAAUCUCUUCCAUCAUGUUCAUGUUGGGUACUAUUCAUUUUUAAACUUCAGGUUGUCAAUAGAUACAUAUUUUUCUACCUUUUCUCAAACGUCUCCUGCCUUCAAAGUAGGAAAACAUCUCAGUCUUUGUCAAGUAAUAGAACUAGUUUUGCUCAGAAUCGAGUUAGAAGCAAAUAGUGUUUAUGUAAUUAUUACGAUGACAAAUGGGUACAAUUCUGGUAUUGGGAAAUAAAUGGUGCCAACCGUUUUGUGGUGCUGCAGUAACAGCUUUUAAAGAACAAGCUGAAUCUCAUGAGCUCAUCCUGUUUAUGGGGACAUUUUUGUCUUACUGAUAAAUAUAUAUAUUUUUAACACUGCUUGUCGUGGGCGCUUCAGAGUAUUUGUGAGUUUAAAUGUAGCUUUAAAUUUCAAACUUUAAGCUUUGAUUGCUUCGUGAGAAUUUUGGUUCGUUACAUCUGUUUACAGCUGAUUUUAAAAAAUGCAGUUAAAGAUGAACGAACUUUAUUUUGUAAGCUUUAACUAUGUAUUAUGACAGUGUUGGAAAUGAGAGUGUUAAAUAUUGUCUACGUAUCUGACGACACUUUAUCUUCAGACACCUUUAUUACUCUUAAAACGAGCAUAUUUUCUGUGAAUGUAACGUAAAUACUUUCUACUGUAAUUCACUACUUUUUGAGGCUCAAAGGUCCUAUUGAAUAAGAUCUUUGAUUUGAAAAUUCUUCAAGUAUUAAUAGAUUUUAUUGUGGUGUG
Xiphophorus hellerii (green swordtail) is the source of this 2676-nucleotide messenger RNA. Its product is annotated as butyrophilin subfamily 3 member A2-like. Gene Ontology annotation, molecular function: signaling receptor binding. Bases 85 to 1590 code for a protein of 501 amino acids. The transcript has 6 exons. Gene Ontology annotation, cellular component: external side of plasma membrane. The record is from RefSeq and is a predicted model, not a curated record. NCBI's taxonomy places the organism in Eukaryota, Metazoa, Chordata, Actinopteri, Cyprinodontiformes, Poeciliidae. Gene Ontology annotation, biological process: T cell receptor signaling pathway; regulation of cytokine production.